GCAACUAGUAACAAAUCAAGAAUGGCGACUGAUAUCAGUGAUAUGCCACCAGCUGGGAAAUUAAUCCCUCGUGGUCAUGGAACAAAAGAAUGCAUGCAGACUCUUACUGAACUGCCACGUACUGCAGACUCUGUUAAAAAGUUUCGGCACCAAACAUAUCCUGAGCCAGGAGAGAAGAGACUCUGCUAUGCAUUUGUUAAAGAUCCUGACAGAUCAAGCAACACAAUGGGUGUCGCCAGCAAAGCCUCACUCCAGGCUGGGGCUCUUGUCAAUCCUCCAGUCCAGAGUGCCUUUCAGAAGCGCCUUCAAGAUCUCAAGGACUCGCUUUAUUUUAGUAAGAGAAGAGCUCCUCUUGGAAGUUCUCACGAUCAGUCUCACGGCUUGCCCCUGGGACUGGAUCCUCUUGAUAAGAGAUUUGGAAUAGUUAAUAAAAAGGAUAUUUCGGCGGGUGAAUUAGUCAGCCCAUCAGAAGCCCUCAGUCCUGCUGAGGAAGAACUAGCAGCAACACUCUACAAGAGAAGUCAUGGAGACUAUGAAGUUGGUGAAGUGAUUGAUAGGAAUUAUGACUGGUCCCGAUUCACUCGUGGUAGUUUAUAUGGAGUACCAACUCCUCACGAUAACAGUGGAUCUGGUGUUAGGACUGCUUUAAAAUGGUGCAAAAAUCAAGGAAAUGUUACCAUGAAGAAGCUUGAUGACUUCAGAGAACGCAACAGACCACAAAUUGGAAAAGUUCAUGACCCGAUUGAGGAAACACUAUAUGUGCACAUUAAUAGAGACCACACAUUUGGUGUCACUGUCAUCCCAGAUGACUAUUCUGCUGGUGAUCUGGUGCAGAUGAGUGGACCCUCUGCCUUCCUAGAGUGUCCAUCAUGGCAUCCUGGACUAUUAGUGACUAUAAGACAGCACUUGAAGAAAAACACUUUCUCUAAAUUUGGUGAACUGUUGGAUGGAUUAAAUCAAAAGGGAUCUAAUGGAAAGGCAGACCCUAGUGAUGUUAAAGAAAUUCUUUAUCAGUUUCAAGUUCCACUUGACCAAGACAUGGCAGAGCUAUUGAUUGCUUGGUCUUCAGACCCUGAGGGAGGAGGUGUGGUCUGCAGUGACCUGGUGGGUCUUAUGAACUGGAUGGAGCCAGUCUCAGUUGACAUCAGCAACAGAGUCUCUGAGAGAAUGAAAGAGCCGGUAGGACUAGAACCAUCAAAAGUUGUCCUUUCUGAUGCUUAUCGUACUUCAUCAGGGCAAAUAAAAGCAACAGUAGGAUCUAUUCACACCAACGAGUAUAGAACAUUUGGUGUGCCAGCCAUUCGUAGUGAUAGACCAGCUCCCAAGAUAAAGAGAGUCAGUGAUCAAACAAAUUACGGUGAUGAGUCAGAUGCCUAUGGUCUAAUUUAUCCUUCAAUAUAUUCUAAUCACGGACUAUAUGAGAAAGAUUUUUUUACACCACGUCCCCCAGAAGAGGUGAGGCAGGUAUUCACAGCUGCUGGUAUUAAUAUUAGUGAUGAUGCAUUCAAGACACUUUGGGAGAAGGCAGUUGGAAAUAAUCCCAGUGGAAAGGCAUCAGUGGAGUCAUUUCGUGCAGUAUUAGAAAACAUUCAGAUAUCAGAGAAAUAAACAAAAUGAUUAGAAACAGUUAUUAUUAUUAUUAAUUUAUUAUUAUUAUUGCACAAAACACACACAAACAAUAAUAAUUAUUUUAAUGCUUUUUAAAAAAAUUAAUAAUAAUAAUAAUAAUAAUAAUCAAUACAACAACUAUAAAACAAGUCA
Molecule: messenger RNA, 1761 nt
Organism: Amphimedon queenslandica
Lineage: Eukaryota; Metazoa; Porifera; Demospongiae; Haplosclerida; Niphatidae
Product: EF-hand domain-containing family member B-like
Exons: 14
Coding region: 22-1608 (528 amino acids)
Source: RefSeq, a predicted model, not a curated record